AUGACUGAGGAUCGUGGUUCUUACGAGGGUUCGUCAACAAAAACUGCAUCACUUCAAUCUUCACCGAAAUCGUCAAGUGUACAGCGACAACAGGUUGAUACUGUGGUCAUGACUUCUGACACGCACAGUAUAUGGGCUAAGUUCAAUCCACCUCGGCGAUUUUACUUACUGAAAACUGCGUUCGUGCUGCUGUGCUUAUUCGAUACCGUUCAUUGGGCUUAUAUGUUGAGGGAUGAUGAUGAGACAUCACCGAACGUAUGGAAAUUUUAUUUGAGAAUCAAUGCGUAUGAUCAAUAUUAUUUGGUCUCACGCAUGUUUGCGGAUAUUUUGGUUUGUAUUAUUGGAUUGGGUACGUGCAUGUGGACAAGGAAGGUCGCUUUAUCAAUACCGUGUCUUGUUGUGCAAUCUGUUCUUAUUUGUGUGAGGUUAUCGGUAUGGGUGGCACGAAGGCGACUGCCACAAGACUAUCGCGUUGAAGAUAUGGUAUUCGUUGCGUUCGAAUUUAUACUACCCUCCUUAUGGAUGUUGUUAUCAAUCAGUGUGGUGAGGACAAUAAAAGCAGUGUGCGAAUAUGAUCGCCUUCACGAAGGUCCAAAGCCACCGGUCAUUGUUCUCACUGUCAAGAAUGACAACGAAGAAUCCGUGCAAAUACAAAUCAACCCUUGA
Molecule: messenger RNA, 666 nt
Organism: Anisakis simplex (herring worm)
Lineage: Eukaryota; Metazoa; Nematoda; Chromadorea; Rhabditida; Anisakidae
Source: the annotation of a GenBank genome assembly